AUGAGUGCAAAUGAUCCAUUAUGGAAAGUUAAUGAUUUUAAACCAGAGGAUAACCCUAAUGGAUUAUUAGAAGAGAGUAGUUUUUCUAUUUUAUUUCCAAAAUAUCGAGAGGCAUAUUUAAAAGGGAUGUGGUAUGUCAUAAAUAAAGCACUAGAUGAGGUUUGUUUAAAAGGAGAACUUGAUUUGGUUAAAGGUAUUAUGACAGUUAAAACAACUCGUAAAACAUGGGACCCAUUCAUCAUUAUUAAAGCACGUGAUAUGUUAAAGUUAUUGUCAAGAGGAGUUCCAGCACAAGAAGCAGUAAAAGUUCUUCAAGAUCAAUACUGGUGUGACAUCAUUAAAAUUGGUAAUAUGAUUAAAAACAAAGAACGAUUUGUUAAAAGAAGACAACGUUUAGUUGGUCCUAAUGGAGCUACUCAAAAAGCUAUUGAAAUAUUAACUGGAUGUUUUAUUUUAAUUCAAGGUAAAACAGUAAGUGUAAUUGGUUCACCUUCUGGUAUUAAAAUGGUUAGAAAAAUAGUAGAAGAUUGUAUGGACAAUAUUCAUCCGAUUUAUAAUAUCAAAGCAUUGAUGAUUAAAAAAGAAUUAAUGAAAAACGAAAAUAUGAAAAACGAAGAUUGGUCUCGUUAUAUUCCUCAAUAUUCAAAGAAACAAAACACUAAACCUGAAAAAUUAAAAGAAAUUAAGAAAAAGAAAAAAGAAUUAAAAAAGAAAAUUAUCGAAAAGAAGAAAAAUUAUUCUCCUUUUCCUCCUGAACGAGAUGAUUGA
Messenger RNA from Entamoeba dispar SAW760, 768 nucleotides. RefSeq lists its product as uncharacterized. Gene Ontology annotation, cellular component: nucleolus; small-subunit processome. The transcript has a single exon. The record is from RefSeq and is a predicted model, not a curated record. Bases 1 to 768 code for a protein of 255 amino acids. Lineage: Eukaryota; Evosea; Mastigamoebida; Endamoebidae. Gene Ontology annotation, molecular function: RNA binding.